AUGAAGACGCGUUGCCUCUCUAGUGGCAGGAAUCCAAUGCACGUGGCGGCCAAAUCGGGCAAUUUGCCCAUGGUCAAAUUUUUAUUGGAAGGAUGGUCAUCUUUGGCCACCACGGAGGAUGACUUGGGUUUACUUCCGCUUCACCUCGCUGCUGCUUCCGGGCACCUGGAAGUUGCCGAGUUCCUUUCAGGAGAGUUGCCGAACACUGUCUACGCGAAAAGCCGGACAGAGGUCACCCCACUGCAUGUAGCAGGCGCCCGGGGCAGCUUGGCUGUGUUGAAGUUUUUUUGCCGCCUUUGUCCCGAGCUGCUGAAGGAAAAGACACAGGAUUUUUAUCGUCAGCCGUCGGACAUCCAUUCCCCAACUGUCAGCUUGCACCGCAUCGGCACAGACUGGGCUCACGGUGCUGCAUCUUGCAGCCGUGCAGGGAAAUCUGCAGACGGUGCAGCAACCCGGCAGAAGGGCAGCGCGCUGGCAGUGCGAUUGCCCUCCGGGGCAUGGAGCGGCCAAUGA
Cladocopium goreaui is the source of this 513-nucleotide messenger RNA. The record is from the annotation of a GenBank genome assembly. Lineage: Eukaryota; Dinophyceae; Suessiales; Symbiodiniaceae.